CUAGGGUGUCAUAGUUACUAUAGCGCAUGAUGUGGAGAAUGCUAGAAGAGCAGUUGGGUGAAGCAGGGCCACCAAAUAUCCUUGCCUCCUGGAGACCUCUGGAAACCCCAGUGAGUGUGGUCUGAGGUUGGGCCUCCCACCAUGCUUGCUCCUCUCAGUCCUACCCAGCACUGCCUCUCAAGCCUAGCUCAGGGCCCUGAAACUCCCCCUUGGGGCUUCCCUUCUCCCCAGCCCUCCCUCUUGGUGCCCUUCCUGGCUACCAUGGUAACAGGUUCCAGGGUAACAAAGGAGGGAGCUGGGUCCUGUUUCCUCCCAGUCCUGCCAAUAAGGAUUCUCAGAUCGUAGACACUGAAUUGUCACGCACCUAAUUGUGCUGUUUCUGUGUUCUCACCAGGGCUGAGCUCGAACUGCCACCUCUGCCAGCAGGACCAUGUGUACCAGCUUGACCACUUGUGAGUGGAAGAAAGUCUUCUAUGAGAAGAUGGAGGUGGCAAAGCCAGCAGACAGUUGGGAGCUCAUCAUAGACCCCAACCUCAAGCCCAGUGAGCUAGCCCCUGGCUGGAAGCAGUAUGUGGAGCAGCAUGCCUCAGGCAGGUUCCAUUGCUCCUGGUGCUGGCACACCUGGCAGUCUGCCCACGUGGUCAUCCUCUUUCAUAUGCAUCUGGACCGUGCCCGGCGGAUGGGCUCGGUGCGCAUGCGUGUCUUCAAGCAGCUGUGCUAUGAGUGCGGCACGGCGAGGCAGGACGAGUCCAGCAUGCUGGAGGAGAACAUCGAGGGCCUAGUGGACAACCUCAUCACCAGCCUGCGCGAGCAGUGCUACGACGAGGACGGUGGACAGUACCGCAUCCACGUGGCCAGCCGCCCGGACAGCGGGCCACAUCGUACAGAGUUCUGCGAAGCCUGCCAGGAGGGCAUCGUGCACUGGAAGCCCAGCGAGAAGCUGCUGGAGGAGGAGGCGACCGCCUACACCUUCUCUGAAGCCUCCAAGCCGAGGGCCCAGGCAGGAUCCGGUUAUAAUUUCUUGUCUCUUCGUUGGUGCCUCUUCUGGGCCUCUCUCUGCCUGCUCGCUGUCUACCUGCAGUUCUCCUUCCGCAGCCCUGCCUUCCUUUAGUGGAGCUGGUUAAGCGUGGGAGAGGACACACGGGCUUGAGAGUGGGGAGGACACAGUCUGAUCUUGAUCCUGCUACAGAUUCAGCAUAUGACUGGACAGCCCGGUCACCUCUCUGGGCCUCAGUUUAUGCAUCUGUGGAAUGAGGGGAUUGCAUUAGAAGAUAUGUAAUGAUUCUUUCAUUGGAUGUGGCAAUAAAGGGGGGAAGGGGAAAAGGGUGUAAUAAAGGUUUUAGAGCUUGC
Chlorocebus sabaeus (green monkey) is the source of this 1350-nucleotide messenger RNA. RefSeq names its product receptor transporter protein 2 (gene RTP2). NCBI's taxonomy places the organism in Eukaryota, Metazoa, Chordata, Mammalia, Primates, Cercopithecidae. The record is from RefSeq and is a predicted model, not a curated record. Gene Ontology annotation, molecular function: olfactory receptor binding. Gene Ontology annotation, cellular component: cell surface. Gene Ontology annotation, biological process: detection of chemical stimulus involved in sensory perception of bitter taste; protein insertion into membrane; protein targeting to membrane.